Molecule: messenger RNA, 4728 nt
Organism: Oryzias melastigma (Indian medaka)
Lineage: Eukaryota; Metazoa; Chordata; Actinopteri; Beloniformes; Adrianichthyidae
Gene: slitrk3a
Product: SLIT and NTRK-like family, member 3a
Exons: 5
Coding region: 1973-4681 (902 amino acids)
Biological process (GO): regulation of presynapse assembly; axonogenesis; positive regulation of synapse assembly
Cellular component (GO): postsynaptic density membrane; GABA-ergic synapse
Molecular function (GO): protein binding
Source: RefSeq, a predicted model, not a curated record
AGAUUAAUAUUAAAAUAAUCAAAACAAAUAAUAGAUUAUUAAUGUAUUUCAAAACAAAUAUGUAAAAGGUGUAAAGUCAAAAUUGAAUUGAAUGAAAGAAAAGAAAAAAAAAAAAUAAGAAUUGAAUCCAUUCUGGAAAUCAUAAUUGAUACCCAGCCCUAUCUGGAGUUAAAAAAAAAAGCAAAAAACUUUUAUUUUGAAAGUUUUUGGUCGUUUUCCCUCUAUUUUUGGUAUUUUAUUUAAGAGUCAAUAUGUGAACCUCAUUUGGGAUGCAGAGAUGAGCUGUGGAGCAAGUGGGAAUAACAUUAAAGAGCUCAUGAGCCCAAUGAGGCAACAUUUAAGGCUACAAGCAUGCUGCAUAUUCAAUUAUUACCUAUAUAUCCAUCAAAUGAAUAUGUCCCCAAAGUGUCAUCAUUCAAUCCAGCAUGACAUGGAAGUAGUAAAUCCUAUUAGGAAGCAAUGGCGACUGGGACUUGUCUUUAGGCGUUUGCCAAAUGCCCCACCAGUGAAAUAUGCAUGAAAUCAAUAAAUCACAACGGAAUUCUGUUCAACUCUUUUUAUAGGUGAGUUUGCCACACACACAUAGCUACUCCUCACAGAAAUCUGUUAAAUGACAGCCGGGAAUCUGCUCAAAUGCGUCACAGAGGCUCUAUCUGGAGUUGUUCAAUAACCAGACGCGCAGUGAGAAAACCACUGCCCUCCACUGCAAUCAGCCCCCUCUGUGCAGGGCUGCGGAACCAGGAAGGGUCGAUGCCACCACAGUCCUGCUUUCUGAGGGGCGACGUGACUCGCAAUGCGGGCUUGUGUUGCCCGCUGGAGGUGAGUCUUGGGACGGCAGGCAAAACGGCGCACGCCGUGGACGGCGGGCGCCACCCUCAAGGUCUCCACAGAUGGGGUGGGGGACACACAAGCCUAUGCUGGACUCCCCCCACACAAGAGACAGAGUAUAAUUGGCAUCUUAAAUGUUUAAAAAAAAAUAUAUAUAUAUAUAUAUAUAUAUAUAUAUCGCAGAUAUAUGAUUUACACGGAGGGAGAACUUGCGCCAUCCACAGGUUUGGCAGUCUGGCUCACACACCCUGCGCUGCGCGUUCCCGAUCUCUUAUUUAUUUAAAUCUCCUUCACGAGCGCGACCCCGCGGCGAAAGCUCUCUCCUCUCUCCCCAUCUCUCCUCACUUUGCUUCCUUUCCUCCUCUCGACAGCAUCCAGAACUAUAGCGCAGCCGUUCCCAUCACUCCUUGUGGCUCCCCACCUCCUCUGCCAGAUCUCUCUGCUCUGCAUCUCUCGUCCCCUCCAUCACCCUCUCCGCCUUGGUCCUGCACUUCUCUGACGCACGCCAGGGCACCGGAGCCGAACAGACAUAGAGGGAGAAACAGCAGCAGAUGACCGAGGCAGCGCAGAUUUUCAUCCACAUGCCCAUGCUGCUGCUGCUACGCUGGACAGAGACGCGCAGCCAGAUUCGGGUAGAAAAAGCCCUCACCCGGCUACAGUGCUGUUGACUCGGGAGGAAGUGCAAGUGGACGAACAGAAGUCGAGGAAUUGUGUACUAUUUAAGCAAACUGGUCGUUAAAAAAGCGGGGGAGCGGAGGACCAAAAAAAAAAAAAGCAAAAAAAGAGGGAAAGCCAGAUUUUCACGGGGGAGUGAGUGGGAGAGAUCUCAUUCGCAUCACGUUUUCAUUUCUCCUCUUUGCCUCAGCCAAAGAGAGAGGGUGAGGAAACAGGGACAGAGGAGGAGGAAGAGAGAAAGAGAAGGGGGCCACAGAUAGAUCUAACGAGAUCCAAGCAAGUUCUCCUUUCCUGAUGCUUUCCAAUUGCACUGCGCAACUAAGCCCGGCAUCGGACGGCGAGCGGGACGCACAGUGGAACAACAGAACACAUCGCAGGAGGAGAUGUGAAGUUGGAAUCCCACAAAACUAAUGUUGUGAAGUGGCUCUGUCCCUGGAGCCAAGACUUCAUCCCCUUGGUGUCAGCAAGGAUGCUGUGGGUUACCUUGCUGAGCACCAUAGCCUUAGGAUGGACCACGCCAAUCCCACUACUCGAGGACUCGGAGGAGAUUGAUGAGCCCUGCUUUGAACCGUGCUACUGCGAGGUGAAGGAGGGCAUCUUCCACGUCCACUGCGACAGCAAAGGAUUUACAAAUGUCAGCCAGAUCGCCCAGAUAUGGAGCCAGCCGUUCAAGCUAAAUCUCCAGAGGAACUCAAUGAGGAAGCUCUACUUCAACAGCUUCCUCCACCUUAACAAUGCUAUAUCCAUCAACCUGGGGAACAACGCCCUGCAAGAUAUCCACGCUGGUGCAUUCAACGGCUUGGGAAUACUCAAACGGCUGUUUCUCCAUGAAAAUAAGCUGGAGGUUUUCCGGAAUGACACAUUUCUGGGGUUGGAGAGCUUAGAGUAUCUUCAGGCGGACUAUAACGUCAUCAAAAGGAUUGAAAGUGGUGCAUUUAGACAUCUUCAUAAACUAAGAGUACUUAUACUGAAUGACAAUCUGAUCCCUGUUCUCCCCAAUUAUCUUUUUCGGUCCAUAUCCCUCACACAUUUGGACCUAAGAGGAAACAGACUAAAGACGUUGCCUUAUAAGGGCACAUUGGAGUAUAUUGGAAGGAGUUUAAUGGAAAUCCAGCUGGAGGAGAACCCUUGGAACUGCGUGUGUGAGAUUGUCCAGCUAAAAACGUGGCUGGAGAGAAUCCCUUACACAGCUUUGGUGGGUGAGAUUACAUGUGAGUACCCGUUUCACUUACAUGGCAAAGACUUACGGGAAAUCAAACGCAGUGAGCUCUGUCCUCUGCUCUCCGAUGCAGAGAUUGAGGCCAAGCUGGGAAUUCCCAGAGUUCCGUUCAGCAACGAGAACACUUGGCCCACUAAACCUUCCUCAAUGCUCUCGUCCUUCCAUAACACAGCCUCCUCUGUGGAGUACAAGGAGAGAGUUGUGAAGCCUACCAAGCGACCUCGGCCCACGAAAAACCCACCGACUCCACGUAGCAUCUACCCAGGAAUUAACCAGCCCCCUAUUGCCGGUUACCAAACGAGACCUCCCAUUCCUAUCAUCUGUCCCGCUGGAUGUAUUUGCAAUCUUCACAUCAACGACCUGGGACUAACAGUGAACUGUAAAGAGAAAGGCUUCCACAACAUUUCCGAGCUCCUGCCGCGACCCCUCAAUGCCAAGAAAUUAUACCUCAGCGAAAACCUGAUUCAGAAGAUAUACCGCUCCGACUUCUGGAACUUCUCAAGUUUGGAUUUACUACAUUUAGGGAACAAUCGGAUAUCAUACGUCCAGGAGGGUGCCUUCAUCAAUCUACCGAACCUAAAGAGUCUAUACCUGAACGGGAAUGACAUCGAGCAGCUCACGCCUGGAAUGUUUCGAGGACUCCAGAUGCUGAGUUAUCUUUACUUUGAAUAUAACGUCAUCAAAGAGAUCCAGCCUCACUCGUUCUCCCUGAUGCCAAACCUCCAGCUAGUUUUUCUCAAUGGCAACCUGCUGCGCUCCCUCCCCACCCAUGUUUUUGCUGGAACGAACCUCGCCCGGCUCAGCCUCCGCAACAAUUAUUUCCUUUCCUUGCCCGUGGAUGGUGUCCUGGAGCAUCUUAGCUCCAUUGUCCAGAUUGAUCUCCAUCAGAACCCGUGGGACUGCUCCUGUGAUAUAAUCCCCCUCAAACAAUGGCUGGAAAAGCUCUCCUCUGUCAUUGUGGUUGGUGAGGUCAUCUGCAAAACACCUGAGUUUGCUUUCGGAAAGGACCUCCGUUCGCUUGAGGUGGAGGUCAUCUGUCCUGAGCUUAGGUAUUCCUCGGGCCCCUCCCCGGCUAUGCCCGGCGGGGAUGACCUCACCACAGGGAGCUCUGGCAUGGAGGAGGCAGGUGGGCGAGGUGCCGUUCCGCUGUCGGUGCUCAUUCUCAGCCUGCUCAUCCUCUUCAUCUCAGCUGUAUUUGUGGCAGCUGGGCUCUUCGCUUUUGUUCUCCGCCGCAGGAAGAAGCUGCCCUUUCGGAAACGCUCGGAAGUGGAUCUGACCGGGAUUCCAAUGCAGUGUAGGAUUUUUGAGGACCCGCCCAGGCAAAACAGUGCUGGGAAUACCAGCACACCGGAGAAGCCAGUGGCCAGUAUGCACACGCACACGGGUCACGCACAUGCUCACGGACAUGUGUACGAUUACAUCCCCCAUCCGGUGACUCAAAUGUGUAACAACCCCAUUUAUAAGCCAAGAGAGGGGGAAAUAGGAGACGAGGAAAGGGCACAGUUUGCAGAAAAAAAAGACAACGGCUGCAGCAGCAGCAGCAGCUUCAGAACCUUGUUAGAGAAAGAGAAAGAAUGGACCCUGGCGGUCUCCAACUCUCAGCUCAACACCAUUGUCACAGUCAACCACACCACAGCUGAUAUAGCAGGAUUUCACGAGAAUGGAGGGCUCUGCCCUACAGUAAUUGACAGUCAGAGGCCCACACCAACAGUGGGCUUUGUAGACUGUUUAUAUGGGACCGUACCUAAAUUAAAGGACGUGCAUGUUGCGCAUGCACACCCACCAGGCAUGCAUUACCCAGACUUGCAGCAGGACGCACGGCUGAAGGAGACAUUGCUGUUCACGGCAGGGAAAGGCUGUUACCCGGACCCUUCUCAAAGUGAUUACCUUGAGUUAAGGGCCAAACUUCAAACCAAGCCGGAUUACCUCGAGGUCUUGGAAAAAUCGUACCGGUUUUAACAUCUUUAGCCCUUUUUUUGGAAGAGUCAAAAUAUAUAUAUAUAUAU